This is a messenger RNA of Oikopleura dioica, 1050 nucleotides long. NCBI's taxonomy places the organism in Eukaryota, Metazoa, Chordata, Appendicularia, Copelata, Oikopleuridae. The record is from the annotation of a GenBank genome assembly.
AUGCUGAAUCCAAAUCCAAACUUUGACGAUGGAGGCUCCCGCCGAGCAUCGGCGCGUUCCAAUCUCGCUGAAACUGGCGAGCUGCGACGAACCUCAACAAUAAAUCCAGAACAAGGCCAGCUCCGACGAACUUCGACGAUGAAUCCGGAACAGGGCCAGCUAAGGCGUACGUCGACGAUGAAUCCAGAACAAGGAGACCUCAGGCGAACAUCAGAGAUGAGAAGAGCUUCGAUGAGUCUUGGCCUGGCGCCUGUACCUGGAGACGUGGCGAGACGAGUCUCAAAUCUAAAUCAAAUUCCUGAAAACGGAGUUGCAGAAAAUGAUGAAGCGCCGGGUUCAGUCAUUCCGAAGCGAACUUCAACAAUGAGCCAGUCUGGCGGCGUUAGAUCUAUUAAAAUACGAAGAGCUUCAGUUGCGCUGCAUUCAAUGGACGAAUGUCUUCCAGGGUCAAAUCGCUCGGAAAUCAAAAACAGAAGAGAAUCAUUCAGCGUCCUCGGAGCUGGUUCGACCGAUGAAAAUGAUGCUGCAACGAGAAGAGUCUCAAAACGAGGCUCGAUCUUUGGCAACAGCCGCAGAGAGUCAUCGAUGGGCAGUGGAAUGCCAAAAGGUCUUGAAAUGCUAGUUACUCCAGAUGUGGUUCAAUCAAUUGACGAAGACGAAAACGCAAAAGACAAGGAAAAGGCGGUCAUCAUUGAAACGAAAGAAACGCUCAUGGAAAAACAAGGACGAAAAGAUCUUCUCAAAUUAAAUUUGAUGUUCAUAUUCUUCAGCUUCAUAACGUUAUCUGGAAUAAGUGGCAUCAUAACUAUUAUCUACGCUGUUCCAGCAGAUUCGCCCUACCAAUGGCUAGUAAUCUUAUUAACCGCCUUCACCAUUCUCGGUUCCUGGGGCACUGCGUUUUGUCAAGGCUGGCAGCCACCUGCAAAAACUCUUGACAUGGAGCGAGACGAACGAAUCCAAAACUUGAAAAACAUCUUCAUGGCUAAAGAAGUCAACGACUACAACAAAUACAACAAACAAAUCAUUUACGACGACGAAGACGACGAUUGA